Argiope bruennichi is the source of this 6789-nucleotide messenger RNA. Its product is annotated as protein hu-li tai shao-like. The transcript is spliced from 18 exons. Bases 348 to 2660 code for a protein of 770 amino acids. The record is from RefSeq and is a predicted model, not a curated record. Lineage: Eukaryota; Metazoa; Arthropoda; Arachnida; Araneae; Araneidae. Gene Ontology annotation, cellular component: cytoskeleton; postsynaptic density; plasma membrane. Gene Ontology annotation, molecular function: actin filament binding.
UUUAUGUUUGUUAUAUGAAAUGGAAGCUGCAUUUCUACAAAAUUAACCAAUUUAAAUCAAUUAUUAAACUUUUAGUGUAUGCUGAUGUGUUGUUGUUGUUGCUAAUCUCCAUGGUCUGACUACGUCAGACCAAAUCCAAAAAUCCGUUGACAAGAAGAAAGUCAAAAACGAGGAAGGGAGAAGAAUAAAUUUCUCCCCAAUGAAAUCCUAGACAGUCCAGAAUAUGUUCAGCAGAGGCCUUAUGCUGGCAGCAUUUCGGGCAAAGAGGGUAAAACUUUUCACCCUGAGAAAAGAAAAGACAUUUAAGGUGGCCACUGGCAAGGCGCGACAGAUAAAAAGAACUCAGUAUGUCCAAUGUCGAGAAUGCCAAUGAAAUCAUUGAAGAAACUAGAAAUUUAGAAUUAUAUGAUCCUGAUGAUCCUGAAUAUCAGAAACAGUUAUGGAGGCCUCCUGAUAUUGAACAAGAUGUUAAAGAAAUGGAACGACGAAAACGUGUAGAGAUAAUAAUGAACAGCCAAGUAUUUCGUGAAGAGCUUGAGCGUAUCAUCGAGUCUCAAAUGAGUGAAGGAUAUGUGCAGGCCGAUCUUGCAGCACUACAACAAGUUACUGAGUUGCUUCUGCCUCACACAUCUAGAACUACUACAACCUCAGUUAGGUCUGGUUCUUGUGUAAUUCCAAUCAACGAUAUUCGGGGAGUCGAUGGAUUACGAUAUGCGAAAGGAGAAAAGAUUUUGCGAUCUAAGCUGGCUGCUGUGUACAGAUUAAUUGAUUUGUAUGGAUGGGCAGAGAGUAUGUUUAAUAACAUAACAGUGCGUGUUAGUCAAGAUCAGGAGCAUUUUCUAUGCCAUCCAUAUGGUUUACAAUAUCAUGAAAUUACUGCUUCAUCUCUUUUGAAAGUGGAUAUGCAAGGGAAUGUUAUUGAUCCAGGCACUACUAAUUACACAUUCAACAGAUCAGGAUUUGCUCUUCAUUCAGCUAUUCAUGCUGCAAGACCAGACUUGAAAUGUAUAAUACAAGUUCAUCAUCCUCCAUGUAUUGCAAUUUCAGCUACAAAAUGUGGUUUGUUGCCUAUCAGUCCAGAAGCUGCCAUUCUUGGUGAAAUAAGUUACUGUGAUUUUCAUGGAACACCAACUACUCAAGAAGAAAGAGAGCAGUUAUCUCGCACUUUAGGACCAGUAAAUAAGGUUCUGAUUUUGAGGAACCGUGGUAUGCUGAUAUGUGGCGAAUCCAUAGAAGAAACACUUUUUAUGCUACACAAGGCAGUAGCAGCUUGUGAAACCCAGGUGAGAUUAAUGCCUAUAGGUAUUGAUAACAUUCAAUUAAUGUCCGAGGCUGCCAUUAAGCACGAGAGAGAAAUAGUGAAAUCUGGUGGCUAUCCACCUGAAUUCAAAGAUGAUGAGCCACCUGGUGGUGAUGAAGAUAAAGAACGAGCUGAGCCCAAGGAGAAAGUAAAAAAAUGGAGGAUUUGGGAUCUUGAGUUUGAAGCUUUAAUGAGAAUGUUGGACAAUGCGGGCUUUCGAACUGGCUACACUUUCAAACAACCUAUGGUUCGUACUGAUCAAGUUCGAGUAAAGAAUGAUGUAGAAGUGCCACCUUCAGCUUCUUCAUAUAGUCAAUAUUAUGGAGAAGAUAAGUGGCUGAGCCCCUUAAAGAAACUUGUAGAGGGUCGUAAAACUCAAGAUAAGCUGCGUUGGGUCAACUCUCCAAAUGUUUAUCAGAAAGUAGAAGUUCUGGAAACUGGAACUCCAGACCCAAAGAAAAUUACUAAGUGGGUACAGGAAGGUUCUCCAUCUCACAGCACAUCUGUCAAAAUUCAGUCACCUCACCAGUUCAUUCCAAUUUCUAAUGACAUUGGAGAAUUUAAACGCAAACAGAAAGAGCUAAAAGCAAACAGAUUAAAGUCAAAAGUUACUGCCGGCCCACAGUCUAAUAUUUUGGAAGGUGUUACCUGGGAAGAAAUUCGUAAAAUGCAGGAUGCUGUUAAUGCUUCUGGAGACCAAGUUGUGCUUGUUGGCGCUGCUUCGAAAGGUAUAAUACAACGAGAAUUUCAACAUAAUGCUAUGGUAUAUAAGAGUGCAUAUUCAAAGAAUCCAUUUGACAAUAUAUCAGAGCAAGAACUAGAGGAAUAUAGAAAACUUGUAGAACGGAAACAGCGAGGAGAAUUAAUUGAAGAAGAUGUUCCUGAUGAUAUUAAACCACUUUUGAUGGAACCUGUUGCUGAACCAUCAAAGCCUGAACCACCACAACCGCCCACUUCUAAAUCUCCGCCCUCAUCCCCAGCCAAAAGUAAAGAUUCUGAUAAUGUUGCUGUUCAACGGGCAUUAGCUGAGCAAGGUAGAACUUUACCCAACUCAGUUGAAUCUAUUGAAAAGAAGCCAAAUUUCUUCAAACGCACAUUUUCUGAAAGAAAACCCAAGAAGUCUGCACAAGUAGUUAAUGGACAGAAAAUGCGUUCAUUAGAAAGUGGAGAUGUUUCAAUAGCAUCACAAAGUAGUAAAGAGGGCUCUCCCACAAAAGAUUUAAGUGAAAGUUCAUCAAGAAAAGAAAAAGAAAAGGAGAAAGAGAAGAAGAAGAAGGGUGGAAUUAAAGCUCCAUCAUUUUUGAAGUCCAAGAAAAAGCACAAAAAAGAAAAGCAAGAAAAAGGAUCUACUGAUAUAUAGUAAAAAGAUAUUUUUUAGAUUGCAUUAACAAGUGAGAAGGAUGAUGUUUAUUUCAAGUGUGCAUACUUUCAUUGAGUCUGCGUGCUACGCUUCAAUAGCGCUUUUUUAUAGAUACAAUAUUUCAUAUUUAUGUGCAUUGUUGCUGAGUUUACAUUUGUAUUUGUUGAACUUUCACUUAGAUAUUAAUUUUUUCAUAAGACAAGCUUCUUGAGAAAGUUUUAUAUGCAUUUUAAUUGAUUGUAGGUUGUAUUUUUCAAAGUUUGUUCCAUGACUUCUAUACAAAUUAAGAUUCUUUAUAUCUAAAACUGAAUUUUUUUAUUUAAUUUCUUAAAUGCUGGACAUUGUUAUGGAGAUAAUCAUACUUUCUCCUAUGAAAAUCAGUUUUUUAAACCGUUGUUGAUGAUUUUUUUUUAAAAAAGCACAAUUUAUUCUAUCAUCUCUUCCUCAUCCUUUUGGAGGGGGGAAAAGUCACAUUAUUAUAUUCUAAUGUUUUUUAAUGGAGCAGUUUGAGUUUUUAAAGUUUUAAGAACAUUAUGCAAUUUAUAGAUUAAAUUGUGCUGAUAUUUUAUCUUAAUUCCAAGCAAUUGUAGCUGUUGCUUUCUGCUGUGUGCUAAAUUUUACUGUUUGCUGAAAAUUUUAAAUUGUAAUUUUUACUAUAUAAAUGCCUUGAUAUAAAAUCUAUUAAUUUGUAUCCAGAAUAGAAUUUAGAUUUUUUUAAAAAAGUAUGUGAAUCACAUCUUCCUGUUGCUUGUGAAUUUAAAGGAAAACAAUAAUAAUGCUUCCAUGAAAAUUAUCUUUAGAACUGAGACAUUGAAUAAGAUCAGAAUUAAAUGACAUAUUUUAUUUGUUUUAUACAUAUUAGCAAGCUAGGCAUACACAUAAAAUUUAUUCCUAUUCAAAAUUUUAUUUGGAAAUUAAAUGUUUGUUAAGAACUGUAGGAUUUUUGUUUUACUUUUUUUGUGAUUUUAAAUUUCUGAAUGAAGUUAGGGAAAAGAAAUAUGCAUAUAAAUAAAAUUAUAUUUGUUUCCUAAAGGUUAAAUUUUUCCUCACAGGUUUGUUUCCUCUAUGAUUAAUUCAAUGUCUAGUUUAUAAAAAUAAUUUUCAGACUUUGCUGAUUUAUUUUCAUUUAAUCUUAAGCACUCACAUUUGUAUCGAUUAAAAAAGAAACAUCUCACUGUAUGCACCCUUCUGUUUUAAAUGUGAAAUUAACAUUUUUUUUCUAUCAUAAUAUGAUUUUACCAGUCAAAUUUCAAUGAUAUAGAUCUACAUUUAUAAACAGUUUUUGAUUGUUUCUUUUAAUUGUCUUCUAAGUACUUAACAUUGUUUUCCUCUUGAUUCUAUUUCUAAUGUAAUUGUGUUUAUAUACUAACAGUAUUUUAUAUACAUCUAGAUUUUUUUAUAUUUAAUUAUUUUGGAUUUAACCAUUAUCACUACAUUAUUUUCUCCUAUUAUUACAUCAUAUUCUUCUGGUUGCUGCUAUUGCAUUUUUUUUUUACGAAUAUUUAUUGUUGCUUCAUUCUAGUCAAAGCUAUUUUUUGUUUUUAACUGUCCAGUGAUUUUUUUCCCUCUUAAUUAUUCAUUGAUUUUAAAAAUUAUCCUAUGCUUAACAAUUUUUACUUUUUGGAGUGUGUAUUUUCUUAUCUGAAAUUCUUUGUUCUGUUGUUGAUAGUAUUUGUAACUCCAAUAAUUUGAUUACUGUAGGCUUGCUUCUUAAUGAUCCUAGUGGGACCAUUACAGAAUAGAAUAGAUAACAUAAAAUAUCAUGUGCUGUUAAAAUGAAUGUGUAGAAGAUAAUUGGAGUCUUUUUUUUAUAUACAAAGUUUCUUUGUACACAUUUAAAAUGCUUCUGUGUGGCAAGCCUACUGUUUUUGUGAUUUAAAUUAUUCCCAAUUUUGCUCAAAGUAAUGUGGUGUUGAAAGUAAAAGAACAAAAUUUCAGUCCAUUUAUCAAUAAUUUUUUUUUUUAUUAAAAACUUGGUGGGGACUUUAUAUAGUUUUGGAAAAUUUGAUAUAAUUUAUUUUUUGGUACUGAUUUGUGAUCCUGUCAUUAAAAAAUUGUUUGAAUACAGGAACAGGUUCCAUAUUAAAAAAAAAGAGAAAACCACUGCCAUUGAAGAAAAGAAAAGCAAUUUACACGGAACAUUUUACACUUCCAUGGAAAUGUUUCUAUAUUAGAUUCUUUAGCAGAAUUGCUAUCUGGAAUCGAUUUGCUGUUAUUGCAUAUGCAUAUAUAUGCUAACAUAUUUGAAAAAUUAAUUUGUAUGUUACUUCUAACUUACAAAUUUAAAUAGAUAUUUUCUAUUAAAAAACAUUUUCAUGGAACUGUAUAUUAGUACUUUUGUAGCUAUUGUAUAGUUUUUAUAUAAGAUAACUACAGUUUCCUUGCCUAAAAAUUUGGUCAUUUUUUGGCUUCGGGGCAAGUUAUUUAUUGCAAGUAAUACUCUGAUGCUGCUUCAUAAUUUUUUAAACCUCAGAUUUACUGAAUAACACCACAAUUAAAAUAUUUACUGUUUUUGUAGUGAAUGCCAAAUAAAAAUUGGAAUGUGUUUGAUAUUUUAAAAUUUAGUUUAUUAAUGUGUUAAUUAUCAUUUAUUCAGUAAAUGCUUAUGCUAUUUAUUGAAACUAUUAUAAACUAUAAAGUUAGAUUCUAAUUUUAAAAGGUAUUCAAUAAUGUUUUUAUUUAGCAAAUAUAUCUAGUUCUUAGCUUUUUUUUUUAAUUAUCAUUUUCUAAUUGGCAUUGACGAAUUCUAUUUUACGUUGCAUCAUAUAAAAAAUUUGUUGAUCUGUUUAACUCAGAAAGAAUGUAUCCCAUCUCACCAACCCUUUUUCAUUGCUUCACUUUUUUUAAUGAAAAGCUCAUGAAAGUUUCUGUUUAUCUAUGCAUAUAUUGUAUUAAAAUAUAAUUUCUAAUAAAUAUUUCGAUAAUUACCUGUUCAAAACUCUACUUUGUGAGAGUUUUUAAGUGACUAGGUAAUAUCGUUAUAUUAGAAAUUAUGCAGUAACAUAUGCAUUAGUACUAUUGUGAAAUAGUGUUUUUAAGCAUUGCAUUUUAAUUAUUAUGUAUGCUUUUCAUGCAAUGCUAUGCUUUUUUUGUUAACUUUCUGUGCUUUUUUCCCCUUACUCUCAUUUUGAUUUACUGUAUUCUGAAAGUUUUUUUUAUUUAUUUAUUCAUAAAAUAAUUAACAAGAAUCUAAUAGAAUUUGCACAUAACAGAAUUUCGUAAACUGACUCGUAUUUCAAAACACAAAUGCUAAGAGCUAAUAUAUUGCGAAAAAGUGCUUUUCCCUGAUAUAUCAUGCACAUAAUUUAAUUCAGUACAAAAUAAAAUUUUCAUCUUGAAGUACUUUGAUACUGAAAUAAUUUCUGUACACUGCCAAGCAAAUUAGAAAAACUACAUCUUAAUAACUUAUUUAACUUUUCUGAGCAUUCAUGUAUAAAUAAGUUGUUACAUUAUUUAUAAUUCUCUUUGCAGAAGUUCUUUUCCUUUUUUUAUACAUUUUCAUUUUCAGUACAUGAUUUAGAGAAUUUAAUGUAUAUAUAUAUAAUUAACAUAUUUUAAAUAAAAUUGCAAGUGGAAAGUUUAUUGAAUAUUGCCUGUGGAUUCGGGAAUUUUGUUCAUCUUCCACUGCAAUUUAUAUUUUUUAGUUCCUACUUAUGAAAAACAUUGACAUAAAAUGGUUGAAAUGUGUAAAUAUUUACUUUUAACAAUUAUUUACAUUGAUUUAUUAGCUUAAAGGCAUCUCUAACAUGCUUUUAAAGCAUGUUAUUUACGGAGUGUUUGAUUUUCUAAUCUUAUUUUCAAAUGUUUCAUUGUGCAGCCUCAUGACAUUUGGUUAUGAAAUGUAUUAUAAUAAUUAUAGCAACUAAAUAUUUAUUUAUGUUUUGUUUCCAUCUUUGAUUUUUUUACUAGCUUUUUAUUAACUGGUUCUGAUUUUUUUUUCCAUUAAAUGAAAUGAAUUAUAAAUGUUGCUAUUAUAUGCAUUUUUUUUUUUUUUUUUGAAGAAAACUAUUCUUCUACAGCAUAUUACAAUUUUUUUUUUCAGUAGCUCAUCAAUGCAUUUGCUGUUAAAGCAGUUUUGUUCUCAAUAGCCAGAAAGAAAAUAACUAUAAAUAAACAAAUUUAUUUAUAA